AUGCUUGUUGACUGCCUGCAGAGCUCGCUGGUGUGGGGUUACAGUGAUGAGCAGGAUUUGCCUUUUCUCUGCUGCACCUCUGAGGACAGACAACAAAACCCCCAGACGAUUGGCAUGAUCGGGCAAAGGCACCGGGAGCCACAUAUCGUGUAUGCCUGUGGAAUAAGGGAGAAGGUUCAACAGCUGAGCCCUUGGUUCAGUGAUCUGGAUCCCUGCCACCUUGAGCAAAGGCUCGAUCAGCUUCCUGAGCUCGAUUCUGGGAUCCCACGAUCCCGCCCCGCUGAGCUCCGCCCCUCUGACGCUGUUCCACGUCCGCGCCCCCAGCUCCAGCCGCCCAUAAAGUGGGCGGUGGCGGCGGGCGGCUCCUCAUGGAGCGCUGCGCGCCGCCGGCACCUGUUCGGCGACUCCUUCCCCCGUUCGUUCUUUCAGUGUCUCUUGUCGCCGCCCGCCCCAGGACGGACAAUGCGGGCCGUGAUGCUGAUGGCCGCGCUGGCCGUGCUGGCAGCGAACUGUGCGGCCGCCGGGUCCUCGCCCAACGCCACGGAGCCGCAGCGGCACGAGGAGCGGGAGCCCGGGAGCCGUGAGGGCGAGCCCGUGCCGGGCCCUGACUACGAGGAGGAUGAGGAGGAGUACGAGGAAGCGCCGCCCGUCCACCAGUACAUCGUGGACGACUUGAUCCGAGUUGAACCUGUGGUUAAACCCAAGCCAGCGAAGAGGGGGGGAGAGAAGAAUGCUGGCAAAUCAAGAAGGAAGAAAAACAAAGGGAAAAACAAGAAGAAAGGGACUCCCUGUGAAAUGGAAUACAAAAACUUUUGCAUCCAUGGAGAAUGCAUAUACCUAGAACAUCUCCAGAUGGUGACCUGCAAGUGUCAUCAGGAUUUUUUUGGUGAGCGCUGUGGUGAACAGUUCAUGAAGACUCAAAGGAAGAAUGAUGUGGCAGACUACUCAAAGACUGUGUUGGUAGUGGUAGCUGUCCUGCUCUCGAGCGUCAGCUUCAUUACUGUACUUAUCAUUGUGAUAGUGCAGGUCAGGAAAAAGUGUCCUCAGUAUGAAGAGAAAGAAGAAAGGAAAAAACUCCGACAAGAAAACAGAAAUGGCCAUGUUGGUGUGUAAAUGGGGAGAAAGCAGAACAAUUCUCAAGUGGCCAAUGCCAAGCUGCAGGGUACCUCUGGCUACCUGACACAUCCACCUGGACACUGUGGGCUGGAGCUGUUGCCACUAAGCCCUGAUUCAUCGAGAGAGGCUGCUGCAAGGAGAUGUCAACAGGCCACUUGCUGCUGAAUCACUUACGAAGGAGACCAGUUAUCACUGCAUCUUGGCCCAACCAUGGGGAAGGAGCUGGCUCGUAGGGGGACAGGACCUGUUGUCAAGACCUGCUAGAGACUACUGCUACUGAGCCUUCUCUCUCUGUGCUAGAGCUCCAGUCUCGGCUGUUGUGUGGAUGGACUUUGUUCUCUUAGUAGGUCUCCUUUGGCAGCUCUAACUCUAAGGGGGAGAGCCUGUUGCUGCUUUCCGGAAUGGAUGGAAGGGAGAAAAUUCCCUUCCUUCCCUCUACCAAAGUGAAAAAGGGAAGAGGUUGGGAUGGCUCCUCUCCCUAGACCUCAGUGGAUGAAAAACCUAAUUGUGUUGUCACUGUGCUCCCUGUCCAGUAUUGGCUUCCAAGACCUUCAUCUGUAGUUGUGACUCGCAGGGCGUUGGUGACAGAUGUUUGACAGCCACACGUGGGUUCUGUUACUGUGUGUGUGGAAGUGAUCCCUGUUC
This is a messenger RNA of Sturnus vulgaris (Common starling), 1761 nucleotides long. It is a transcript of the gene AREG, whose product is annotated as amphiregulin. NCBI's taxonomy places the organism in Eukaryota, Metazoa, Chordata, Aves, Passeriformes, Sturnidae. The record is from RefSeq and is a predicted model, not a curated record. Gene Ontology annotation, biological process: positive regulation of cell population proliferation; epidermal growth factor receptor signaling pathway. Gene Ontology annotation, molecular function: epidermal growth factor receptor binding; growth factor activity.